ACUGCUCAGCCUUUCAAUUAACCUGUCGGCAGGCUUUUCAUUAGCGUGCCUUCGUUAAGUCCCCAUGCAGCCUCCCUGGCCUCGGCCAGCGGAUAUUACUCUCUGCUCACUGUAAAAAUUUUCCACUUGACUGUUCGCCCUUUCCCCUGCAUCGUUAACAAAAGAUUUCAUCCUAAAAUGGACUCUCAGGGAUGUCUUAUUAUUAUAUUAUUUAUAUGUCGAGAAUGAACUCUUGAUUCCGUUUCUUCUUUUCUCCAUCUUAAUAAGCUUUUAAUACUCUGCGGAAGCCAGACAAUCCCCCUUUGGCAAUUGAGUUUUCUUAAAAGCCUCUUUGAUGGCCUUUAUCAAAAAGCACUCAGGAAAAUGUAUUAACUGUUCUCCAUUAUCCACUAUUUUGUUGUCUUAUCAUAAGGCGAAUAUUUUUCCCCCCAUAUAUUGUGAGCAUGCAGACAGUUUUUAACUCAGUCUUUAAUUAUUAUUUCAAUUUUCUUGCUGCAUACCACGGCACUUCCAGGUUCUGAAUGGACCCUUGCAAACAUAUUCAGUUGAACCGUGUCCUCUUCCCUUUUUCGAAGGGAAGUCACUAAAGUCAUCAUAGUGAAGCAGAGAGCCAGACUCAUAUCUUUUCCUUUUCUCUAGGUCCUGUCGUGCGAGGCCAACUCUCCAGGCAGCUCUCCAGGCACUUCAGCCUCCCAGGUAGCUCUUGGCUCAGCCUGCCUGUUCCCCAGCCUUCAGAAACAGAACACAGCCCUAAAAAACAUAUGUCUUCUUCUGAGCCCAUCCUGGACCUCAAGACAGACGCAACAGAAGCACUUCCAGUCCACAGUGACUCAGAGGAGCCCAGACCAGACCCGGGGACGAGGCAGGACCCCGCCAGCUCCCUGUGUGGGUGUGAUGCUGCAGCCUCCAGCACCAGCAGUCACAGUGAGCCCAGUCCUGCUCCAUCCACAGGUGAGAGCAUCUUGGGCAGAGACCCCACGUCAGAGCAGGGGGACCCCAGCCCUGUGGACUCUGUGCCGUGUCCAGAAGCCCCCGAGGAGUGCCCUGCUCGCCCCAACACCCUGGACUUGUCCAAGUCACUGAAGAAGCUGGAGGAAGUGAAGCAGAUGGGGCAGAGACGUAACAGUGACCACACAACAGUGAAGGAGAACGGGGUUGGGAGCAGCCCUGUGGCCACAGCAGUGAGUGAGGAGAGGAAGGCGCUGGAGUCUGAGCUGGGGAAGUGCAUUGAGGACUUCCGAAAGAUCAAGAUCCCUCGUGCCUUUCCCAAUAAGAAACGGCAGUGGCAAAGCGAGCUGCUGAGGAAGUAUCAGUUGUGAGGGGUGCAGUGAGGCUCUCUGGGGGUACCUGCAGUUGGUGGGUGGCACAGGGCAUCAGUAUGUCUGGGGUGAGGAGUGUAGGCUGCUCCUUCAACAGGCAUUGCAAGCCUACAACUAGGGCAGCAUGCUCCUUAUCAUGGCCAUCAGGAGGGAUGCAUGCUGUCCCAAAUGGUAUGAGUACAGGUGAAGGGAUAUAAAAAAGGGAAGGGGGCCCAGGGAGAAUCACCAGGGGAAAGCUAUCUUCCAGCAGGAGCUCUCAUCUUUGUGCAAACGAGUUUUCCCGGUGUUUCAAGUAAUAAAAUAUAGUUAA
Messenger RNA from Coturnix japonica (Japanese quail), 1629 nucleotides. Lineage: Eukaryota; Metazoa; Chordata; Aves; Galliformes; Phasianidae. The record is from RefSeq and is a predicted model, not a curated record.